Messenger RNA from Linepithema humile (Argentine ant), 1245 nucleotides. The record is from RefSeq and is a predicted model, not a curated record. Lineage: Eukaryota; Metazoa; Arthropoda; Insecta; Hymenoptera; Formicidae.
CUCGCGUCUGCUCGCUUCGGUUUCAAUGACGUGGCGAAAGUCCAAUGCUUUUCAUCUUCCAAUUAGAUCGCUUGAUCCAUCGAUCUUUAUACAUGAAUAUGUGUCGGAUAAUACGUAUUGCAAAGUGUUGCCGUACAUACAAUUUGUAUAAAAUUAAUUUAUUCUUUUAUUUUUAACAAUCUUCAUGAAAGAUUUUGAUUGCACAAAGUGAAUAAAAUACUGCAACGCGACCUUGAACGCAUACACUGUGGCAGUCGAGGCAGUGUAACUGGCAGUCGAAUGUAACUGGUAAGGCUGACGAGUAACUGGAAAGUAGUUCCUUAGUUAUUCACAUACUUCUUAGUGAAGCCGUGUGAAGAAGACGUCGUGAAAAUGUGGAACAGUUGGUGUACCAGUAAAGUGCGUCUUGUAGGCAAAACUGUUAUUAUAACGGGAGCGAAUACAGGAAUUGGGAAAGAAACCGCCAGAGAUCUUUUCAGAAGAGGUGCAAGAGUAAUUUUGGCCUGCCGAGAUGUGCAACGAGCAAAUGAUGCACUUGAAGAUAUAAAAAAUAAUCCACCUUCAAGAGCAGAUAAGGAACAGUUUCAAGGUGAGCCAGGUGAGCUUGUGAUCUAUCAGCUGGAUUUAAGCAAAUUAAAGAGCGUUAAAGAAUGCGCUGAAAAGUUAUUAACAUGGGAAUCGGCCAUUCAUUUGCUGAUAAAUAACGCUGGCAUAAUGAUGUGUCCGCAGGAAAAAACCGAAGAUGGAUUCGAUUUACAGUUACAAACAAACUACAUCGGCCACUUUCUUUUAACGCUCUUACUACUGCCAAAAAUACAGGCAUCUGCUCCUGGUUGUAGGAUAGUGAAUGUGUCAUCGCGUGUUCAGUCUUGUAUGUAAACUUUUGACAGUAAACAUAAUCCCAGCGAGAAGUGACCUAUCAAUCGACAUCAAAUCGAUGUCUAAUUGACGUCGAAAUCAUCGAUAUUACAUCGUAUUGAUGUCGAUUCGACAUCAAUUCAAUGAGUCAUUUCUCGUUGGGAUUGCAUCUAAGAAUUAAUUUUAUUACUUUAAAUAUCGCAUCUCCGCAAGAAAAGUGACACAAGUCAAAAUUUUUUGAAUUUUGUAUUAGGUACGAAUUAUAUUCUAAAUACAUCGGUCUUCAAUCAGGAAAAAUGAAAAGCUGUUGAUUUCUGUGAAUAGAGCUCAAUGUGAAAAACAAGUUAAAUUGAAAUAUUUCCCACGUGAGUCCGCUAGUGUCGCUAU